AACUGCGGAUUCUACAGCAGGGGUUCUAGCAGGACUUAUUUGCGUUUCGGAGGACAACAUCCUCAUUGGAGACAAACUACUCAGCCGAAUCAUGUUUGAAAACUUCAGGGAAAGACUUCACAUGGUGCAACAGGACUUAACGACGGGGUUUGUCGGAUUUCUCCGUUUGUCUGUUCAAAUGAUGCUAAAGUGGCAAGACGUCGGAUUUGAAGUGUAUCAUUGUUGCAGUCAAAGUGAACAGGCGUAUUUACACGAAUUGCGACGGAGCAAAGUUGGCUAGUAGCACGCUGAAGUCACGGUCGGCCGUUAUCUUGGAUCCCUGACCACGUACAAUAUAAAGAUUCAAACGAAUAAACUUAAAGGAUGUUUCAGACAGUGUAGUCUGGCUUGGAAAUGGCUCUGGCUCUGGAUCUUCAUCUUCUAGGCUGGUUAUGUCAUGGGCGCAGAACUAUUAAGUAAAGGGCAGACCAGCUUGAAAACACUGGGUGACAAAUCAAAGGAAUCCAAAAGCAGCAGAAGGAAGUCCAGGUAUGAAGAAAGUCUUAAUUUCAGUGCUGGACUAGACAUCCUCAGCAGGUAUGAAGAGAGUUGGUUUCUGCUCCACAAAAAAACAAAAGACUCUGCUCAGGUUGCAGGGGCCGUUGACGGGGACGUGGUGAUUCUGUCGGCGCACUGGGAGAAGAGACGAUCAGCGCUGACAGAACUACAAGAACAACUACAAAGCUUGCCGACUUUUAUCAGUGAACUUGAUGGCAUCACUGCUUCAAUAGCUCACCUGGAAGGUGACUUUGAGGAGAUGGAGAGCAGGCUGGUCUACUUGGAGACACUAUGUUGUCAAUGUGAACAGCAGACGCUCAAGCAGCAGCAUAUCGACCAACUGGAAGUCUAUAAGAAAAAGAAGAGGAGAGAAUUGGAGGCACUGGAAGUGGAGCUGAAUGCAGAGCAUGCUCAGAAAGUUGCAAAGCUAGAGCAGAUGAGGCAGCAGAAACUGAGGGAACGGCAAAAAGUAUAUGAAGAAGCCUUUAACCAAGACCUGGAAAAAUACCGGUCCACUGGAUAUCUUCAGCAUAGAGAACCAGCAGAAGCAGAUAUGGUUGUUCUGGAUCAAAUGCCAGUAACCAAUUUAUUAGACCAGGAGGCUUUGGAUGAUUUCCUGAACUCUGGUGAUGACUUCAGUUCUGGGUCAUCGCUCACCUCAGGUCCAGACCUGAAGUCCGGCUCUUUGGGAUCCUUAUGCAGCCCACUGAGCCAAGUCCCCGACAUAGAAAACCACUCGUCAGACAAGGACUCUGAAUGUGUUCACGAUGACGAAGGCCUCAGUGAGGACAGUGAUGAGCCUGUGGUCCAAUUAGACGAGGAGGACGUUCAGCCGGACAUGACAUUGGUUGGCCUGCAGGAUCUUGACCAAGUCAGGGGCUCUGAUGAUAGUGACUCUCCAGGGGACAUGCCCUGUGGGUAACCUAGCAACCAUGCCCUUGAAAUGUCUCAAGUGUUAAACCCCAUAAUCUUUACUGCCCCCCUAUUUGGACUCGGGACAAUGUGCUCAGCGAACACAAGUUGUCUUUUUAUUCUGAAAACAAUGCAAUAGACAAAUCAAAGAUGCUUCAAAUGAGUGCUGGGCAUGUAAUUUAUCCAUGGAUGUGUUUUCUGUUGUUUUGCAAAAGUUACUGCUUCUGUCUAGAAAAGGAGAGAAAAGAAGCAAGGACAAGUGUGAAACAACAGUUAACCCCUUUGUGCUUUAAAGAUGAUUGGAGCGCAUCAAACCGACCACCACUCUCCACCCUCCAGUUUAAACAUUCUUAAUUAACAAACCAAAUAUGCUGCCACGGACCUGUGCGUCCCAAGUACAUGGUCCACUGUUAAUUUUUAAAAUGUCAUUCAUUAAGUAAAUACAUCCUCAUGUCAGUUUACUUCAACCUUGUUUCCCCUCUGUGCACACUAUUGUAACAAGUUGACUGAAUCCAAACUGUUAGAACAUGUUGUGCUGCAGCUGGUUUCACAUGGCUGACAAUUCAAUAACAAGACAAUCCUUGUACUGUUAAUGUUAAAAACCCUUUUAUUUUAUUUUCUAUUUGUUUCAAAACGGUAUGCGAACAGGAAUCCAUGCACUGCAUGAUAAUGAAUUGGGCUGUUGAGUUGACUCUCAAAAGCAAAAUUACUUAAACUUAUAAAACAAAAUAUCCAUCCUGCUCAUUUUUCCCGGUUAGGGUCGCGGGGCGCUGGACCCUAUCCAAGCUGACUUCGGGUGAAAGACGGACUAUACCCUGAACUGGUCGCCAGUCAGUCACAGGGCACAUAAAGCAUAUGAAAAGCAUUUUUUGAAACAAACAAAAAAAAAUAAAAAGUGAUCUUGCCAUGCCAUGCUGUGUUCAACAUAUUCAAACUAUACCAAUUAAUUGUUUCAAGAAGAUAAGUUAAUGUUUGUAAAAUGUGAAGAUCUGCAUGCAUGUCUUUUCUCAGAAGAAAAAAAAAAAAAAGCUCAAUGGAUUAACAUUAUCAAUGGAUUAACAUUAUAAAUAUUUAAAUUGUUGAACAGCCCUAAUUAUUCCGCGAUAGUGGACACCUGUAACACCUCACGGGUACUAGAAUUAUACGUAGAUAUUGAAUUAUUUAGAAACACAGAUGUUAUGAAGUUAAAAUACAUGUUGACAUUAAAAGCAUCUGUCCCUCCAUCCUGAGAGCUUGAGCCUGUCCCAGCAGACUUUGACCCAGAGGCAGGGUAUAUACUCCCUGAGUUGGUCGCGGGGCACAUACGUACUACCAUUCAGACUCACAUUUAUGGACAAUUCAGAGACCUCAUUUAACCUAAGAAACAUGUUUUUGGAAGGUGUGAGGAAGCCAGAGUGCCUGGAGAAAACUUAAACAUAGGGAGAACAUGCAAACCCUACACAGAAGGCCAGAGCCUGAAUUUGAACCAUCAGCCUCAGAACUGUGAGGAGGAUGUGCUACCCAGUUGUCCAACAGCACAAUUAUUUAUUUCGUGAACUAAAUGUAUGAAUUGCUUAUAAAUGUGUACAGUUUGCACAUCUGCCUCACAGUUCUGAGGUUCCCGGGUUCAAAUCCUGCGUCGGCAUGUAAGGAUUUUCUCUGGGUGCUCCAGUUUCCUCCCACAUUCCAAAAACACGCGUGAUUGGUUAAUUGGAGACUCGAAAUUGUCCAUAGGUGUGAAUGUGAGUGUGAAUGGUUAUUUGCCUAUAUGUGCCCUGCGAUUGGCUGGUGACCAGUUCAGGAUGUACCCAGCCUCCUGCCCGAAUUCAGCUGAGACGGGCGCCAGCACACCCACAACAAGUGAGGAUAAGCAGUUCAGACAAUGUAUGUAUGUAUACAAUUUACCAAAGACCACAAGCACAUUUUGGUCCUGGUGCUUGAAUCUCAGUCUUCUAGACUUUUAAUGGGGUAUUUAAUAAUCUUUCCUCAUAUCUUGCAUGUGUGACAAUGGGUUGUUUGAGCACUGUGACCUAAUGCUGGAUGUUGGACUUCAUUGAACUGAAUGUUUCUGCUUGACCUUACGCUGUUUUAUCGAACGUUGAACGAUGGCACAUUUUGUCAAGCACAGUUUAUAUGCAUUCUGCUUGUAAACCAGGAAUUAAAUAACUUAAAAGUA
Messenger RNA from Phycodurus eques (leafy seadragon), 3604 nucleotides. RefSeq names its product dysbindin-A-like. Gene Ontology annotation, biological process: regulation of synaptic vesicle exocytosis; anterograde synaptic vesicle transport; neuron projection development. The transcript has 11 exons. Gene Ontology annotation, cellular component: plasma membrane; cytoplasm; neuron projection. The record is from RefSeq and is a predicted model, not a curated record. NCBI's taxonomy places the organism in Eukaryota, Metazoa, Chordata, Actinopteri, Syngnathiformes, Syngnathidae. Bases 437 to 1459 code for a protein of 340 amino acids.